This is a messenger RNA of Nelumbo nucifera (sacred lotus), 1612 nucleotides long. RefSeq names its product putative glucan endo-1,3-beta-glucosidase A6. Gene Ontology annotation, molecular function: hydrolase activity, hydrolyzing O-glycosyl compounds. Lineage: Eukaryota; Viridiplantae; Streptophyta; Magnoliopsida; Proteales; Nelumbonaceae. The record is from RefSeq and is a predicted model, not a curated record. Gene Ontology annotation, biological process: carbohydrate metabolic process.
CCCUUUUGACGACUUAAUGUGUAUAAUCCUCGAACAUUAUUCAUCAUCUUCAACUGCUUCGUUGGGUGUUGCCCUUCUUCCACAGAGGUAAAUCUGUUGCACCCGCAGGCUCAACCUCAGCCUCAGUCACAAGUCUUCAUCGAUGUAUGGUUCUCACUCCCGUCAGACGGAAUUCCAAUGAACUGCAAACUUUGGUCGAUGGACAAUAAUGCAGAGAUUUCGAGGAAGAUGGGCGUCAACUGUGGUCAACUGGGCAACAACCUCCCUUCACCGUCUCGAUCCAUUGUGCUCAUCAAAUCCCUGAAAGCAGGUCACGUCAAACAUGCAAACCCAGAUAUUCUGAACGCCCUCGAAGGGACCAACAUCCAAGUAUCAAUCAUGGUUCCCAAUCAAUUAAUCUCCAACAUUUCUUCAAGCCAGUCCCUCGCAAACGAAUGGGUUCGAACUAAUAACGUUCCUUUCUACCCCAAAACCUUGACUCAUUACCUCCUUGUCGGCAAUGAAAUCUUCAGCUUCUCCUCCAACCAAGAUCGACAAACAUGGUACGGUCUCGUCCAAGCAAUGAGCCGACUCAAGUAUUCCCUCAAAAUCCACAACAUCAGAAACAUCAAAAUUGGGACUACAAUUGCCAUGGAUGUCCUUCAAUCGUCCUUCCCACCGUCGAACGGAAUGUUUCGGUCCGAUAUCUCCAUACCGGUGAUGAAGCCUCUGUUACAGUUCUUGAAUCGAACCAAAUCCUAUUCCUUCCUCGACGCCUACCCUAACUUCCCUUGGUCCGGCGAUCCCACGAACAUUAAUCUCGACUAUGCGUUUUUGAAAGGGAACCAAACCUACACCAACCUCCUUGACCAGAUGCUCGACUCGGUUAUCUUCGCCAUGACCAAGCUUGGGUUCCCGAACGUUCGGCUGGUAAUCGCCGAAACAGGGUGGCCCAAUGCUAGAGACGUCGACCAGAUCGGAGCGAACAUCUUCAACACAGCUACAUAUAACCGAAAUCUAAUCCGGAGAAUGACGUCCAAACUAGCAAUCGGAACUCCUGCCCAUCCAAAUGUAGUAAUACCGACAUUCAUUUUCGCGUUGUACAAUGAGAACCAGAAGGGUGGACCGGGAACUGAACGGCACUGGGGAUUGCUGAAUUCGGACGGAACCUCGGUUUAUGAAGUCGAUUUGACUGAAAAACGGCCAAAAUUUGACUAAUAGAACAUGGCUUCGAGUUUCGACCAGUGGGAAAAGGAUCGAUUGUUCUCCGCCGUAGAGGAAGUUCAGCCGCAUCUCAAUGAAGCGGCAAGUGUAGCUAGCUGCUACGGGCUCGAGCAGGGGAUCGUUCCUGGAUGCUAACAGCAUGAACCAUGCCGUCACCAUUGAAGAAAUGGUGACAGGCGACGGGCUCAAACAAGGGAUCGGCGUGAGUUUCGGUUUUGUCGAGAGAGGGUGCCUUUUGCUGCAGGAAGGGUAAAAUAGGUAUUUGAAAGGGUAAAAUAAGUCAAUCUCAGUAGGAUCAGGAAAAUCAUUAACGUGUGAAAGGGUAAAAUAAGUAUUUAAAAAGAUUCGAUCAUGGUUUUAACGUUUUCCGUCAUGAUUAUUGAUAAAAGGGAGGUUUUCGUCAAAUUUC